AUGGCGGAAGAAGCACCAAAUUCUCCGCAUAAACAGACAAAAGGGCUCCCUUUUUACUCACAGCUGUUGUAUUCACAUAUAAGAGCAAGGAUAGACAGGGAAUCCUGCGUGUUGGAGCCUGAAAAGACGAUUCUGGUAAGGUCGCUUAAUCCGCUACUCACCGCCAGCGACAUUGAAUGUCUAUGCUCCAAGGACGGCUACAUUCGCUGCUUCAGCUACUCUGAAAUACAUCCCAACGCUUCAUCCCAGGAGAGGCACAAACACUCGUACUAUUUGGCCUAUGACAAACCGGUUGAGGCUGACAAAGUGUUUGAGAAAUACUCUGGUGAAGCUCCUACAGAUGGAAUUCUCAAUAUAGACUGUUACGGAGAAUGCAAUGACCUCUACGAGUCAAUGCAAGAGUACCGAUCGCAUUACAAAAGCAAAGAUAUCCUCCAGAAAUACGCAGACGAGUACAUGCUAAACUACGAUCUUAAAAUGGAGCUCAACAAAAGGCUCAGAGAACAAAGUAUUACAGAUGAGGAAGGCUUCACUACUGUGGUUUCUGGUCCUAGACCUGAAAGAGUAUUGGCGUCCCAGAAAAAGAAAAAGAGCAAGGACGCCUCCGAUAUUUACAAGUUAAAACUUGGCAGCUCUCAGUGA
Messenger RNA from Theileria equi strain WA, 642 nucleotides. RefSeq lists its product as hypothetical. The coding region runs from base 1 to 642 and encodes 213 amino acids. NCBI's taxonomy places the organism in Eukaryota, Apicomplexa, Aconoidasida, Piroplasmida, Theileriidae. The record is from RefSeq and is a predicted model, not a curated record. The transcript has 4 exons.